AUGGAGCUCGCUAAUAGCAAAGACUUCCAGUGGAAAACCCUGGCCCCGCUCCCGAGCCGCAGGGUCUACUCGACGCUGGUGGAAGCUGGGGGGUUGCCUCAAAUGAAGGAGGCUCACGUGGCCACCUUGGGCAAGAGGAUCAUGGUGAUCGGAGGGGUUGGGGUGAAUCAGCUGCCGGUGAAGAUAGUGGAGAUGUACAACAUCGAUGAGGGCAAGUGGAAGAAGAGGAACUCGCUGAGAGAGGCAGCCAUGGGGAUCUCUGUGACGGGAAAAGACUAUAGAGUCUACGCAGCCGGUGGGAUGGGAUCCGACCUGCGGCCACACAACUACCUGCAGCACUACGACAUGCUGAAGGACAUCUGGGUGUCGCUGGCGGCCAUGCCCACACCCAGGUACGCUGCCACGUCCUUCCUGCGAGGCACCAAGAUCUACGUGCUGGGUGGAAGGCAGUCCAAGUACGCGGUCAAUGCCUUCGAGGUCUUUGACACAGAGACCAGGUCCUGGACCAAGUUUCCCAACAUCCCCAACAAAAGGGCCUUCUCCAGCUUUGUGCCCACAGAAGACAAACUCUUCAGCCUCGGGGGCCUGCGGCAGGGACGGCUCUACCGGCAGCCCAAGUUCAUGAGGACCGUGGACAUGUUUGACAUGGAGCAAGGUGGCUGGAUGAAGAUGGAGCGCUCCUUCUACCUGAAGAAGAGGCGAGCGGACUUCGUGGCCGGCUACCUGAGAGGCAGAGUUGUCGUGGCUGGGGGACUAG
This is a messenger RNA of Nestor notabilis (Kea), 757 nucleotides long. RefSeq names its product kelch domain containing 8A (gene KLHDC8A). Gene Ontology annotation, molecular function: protein binding. Lineage: Eukaryota; Metazoa; Chordata; Aves; Psittaciformes; Psittacidae. The transcript has 5 exons. The record is from RefSeq and is a predicted model, not a curated record. The annotation marks the transcript as partial.